UAUGUUCUGCUUUUUUACAAAUAUGGAGUUUUAGUAUAUAUCAUGUUCACUUGUUAAGGAUGAUUCGAAUUUUUUGAAUCAUAUCAAAACGAAUUAUUUAAUAAAACGAUAUAACAAAUAUUUUGGCCGGUCCUAAUGUCAAUUGUCAAAUGAGCCUUUCUGCAAAUACAAUCCUAUAUUUAAAUACCAACAUCACAACAUAAUAAAAAAAAAAAACUUAAAAAGAAAUGCCUUGCCUCACAAAAACAAUACCGUUUCAUUAUGUCAUCAUUGUUUAUUCCUUCUUCUUUUUACCGUUCUUGUCGUCCUCCGACGACGAUCUAAGAACCACCGUCUCUGGUCUUUUCUGCGGCGGACGAAGCAAAUCCUCCACAGAUCCAAAUUACAUCCCAACGUUCGUCGAAGAUAUGCAUUCACUAUCUCUUAAACUAACUACACGCCGUUUCGCAACAGAAUCAUUAAACUCCACGCCGUCUAUCUACGCACUGAUCCAAUGCCACGACGAUCUCUCACCGUCCGAUUGUCAGCUCUGUUACGCGAUUGCACGCACGCGCCUCCCUCGUUGUCUACCUUCUUCCUCCGCAAGAAUCUUCCUCGACGGUUGUUUCCUCCGUUAUGAAACUUACGAGUUUUACGAUGAAUCAGUCUCCGAUACGUCCGAUAGUUUUUCUUGUAGCAACGACACCGUUUUGGAUCCUCUGUUCGGGUUUCGCGUUUCGGAAACCGCGGUGAGAGUCGCGGUUAGAAAAGGAGGGUUUGGAGUCGCCGGAGAGAGUGGAGUACACGCGCUUGCUCAGUGUUGGGAGAGUUUGGGGAAAGAAGAUUGUAGGGUUUGUUUGGAGAAAGCUAUUAAAGAAGUGAAACGAUGCGUUUCGAGGAGAGAAGGAAGAGCUAUGAAUACUGGGUGUUAUCUUAGAUACUCUGAUCAUAAAUUCUAUAAUGGUGAUGGACAUCAUAAUUUUCAUGUGUUUUUUAACAAAGGUGUCAUCGUGGCUAUAGUCUUGACAACGUCAGCAUUCGUCAUGCUCAUUCUCUUGGCAACGUAUGUCAUUAUGAUAAAAGUAUCAAAGACCAAGCAAGAACAACGAAACUUGGGUCUAGUUUCGAGAAAAUUCAACAACUCAAAGACGAAGUUCAAGUACGAGACUCUAGAGAAGGCUACAGAUUACUUCAGCCCCAAGAAAAUACUAGGGCAAGGAGGAAAUGGCACCGUUUUCUUAGGAAUCCUUCCAAAUGGCAAGAACGUGGCCGUGAAGAGAUUAGUGUUCAACACAAGAGAAUGGGUAGAAGAAUUCUUCAACGAAGUGAAUCUAAUUAGUGGAAUCCAACAUAAGAACCUCGUCAAGCUUCUUGGUUGUAGUAUUGAAGGACCCGAGAGUCUCUUGGUCUACGAGUACGUGCCUAACAAAAGCCUCGACCAAUUUCUCUUUGAUGAGACUCAAAGCAAGGUCUUAAACUGGAGUCAGAGGCUAAACAUAAUCCUGGGAACAGCGGAGGGACUGGCUUACCUACACGGUGGAUCUCCGGUGAGGAUUAUUCAUCGUGACAUCAAAACUAGUAAUGUUCUUCUAGACGACCAGCUCAAUCCAAAGAUCGCUGAUUUCGGUUUGGCUCGUUGUUUUGGUCUGGACAAAACUCAUCUUAGCACCGGCAUCGCAGGAACUCUAGGUUACAUGGCUCCAGAGUAUGUUGUUAGAGGACAGUUAACGGAGAAAGCAGACGUUUAUAGCUUCGGAGUUCUUGUUCUCGAGAUUGCUUGUGGAACAAGAAACAACGCUUUCGAACCAAUGACAGGUCAUCUCCUACAAAGAGUCUGGAACCUCUAUACACUGAAUAGAUUGGUCGAACCCCUUGACCCAUGUCUAAAAGAUGAGUUUCUUCAAGUGCAAGGCAGCGAAGAUGAAGCUUGUAAAGUUCUUCGUGUGGGAUUGUUAUGCACACAAGCUUCUCCAUGGCUGAGACCAUCGAUGGAAGAAGUGAUCCGCAUGUUAACCGAGAGAGAUUACCCGUUUCCAUCUCCAACCAAUCCUCCCUUCUUGAGGAUUAGCUCUCUAACUACAGACCUAGAGGGCAGCAGUACUAUAUCUCAUAGCACCAAUAGUACUACGACGUUUAACACGAUGGUCAAAACCGAUCAAGCUUCUUAUACCUCUUCAGAAUCUUCUACUACUCGUACUAUCUAAUGAUUUUUUUUCCCUAGAAUAUAUUUCACCAUUUUUUUGAGGUAGGUGUACACAAAAUUCAUUAUAGAAUUUUUGAGUAAUCAGAUUUCCCUAAGCGGAAAUACAACAUGUGAGUUAUGUA
Messenger RNA from Arabidopsis lyrata subsp. lyrata, 2304 nucleotides. Its product is annotated as cysteine-rich receptor-like protein kinase 42. Gene Ontology annotation, molecular function: protein kinase activity; ATP binding. NCBI's taxonomy places the organism in Eukaryota, Viridiplantae, Streptophyta, Magnoliopsida, Brassicales, Brassicaceae. Gene Ontology annotation, biological process: protein phosphorylation. Bases 228 to 2183 code for a protein of 651 amino acids. The record is from RefSeq and is a predicted model, not a curated record. The transcript has 6 exons.